Colletotrichum scovillei is the source of this 543-nucleotide messenger RNA. Its product is annotated as NPP1 domain-containing protein. The record is from RefSeq and is a predicted model, not a curated record. NCBI's taxonomy places the organism in Eukaryota, Fungi, Ascomycota, Sordariomycetes, Glomerellales, Glomerellaceae. The transcript has 2 exons. The coding region runs from base 1 to 543 and encodes 180 amino acids.
AUGGUACAUGAGCUAAAGUCACACGGUAGUGCUGGAUUACGGCCUAAUGGAGGCGGAAGAAGCGGCUGCGACGACGGCGGCAAAGCUCAGGUUUAUAUUCGACGAGGAAUCAGCAACGGCCAUCGAGGCAUAAUGUACAGCUACUACGUCCCAAAGGUUCGCUGGGGCAAGGGAGACGAAGAGGGCCACCGCCAUUACUGGGCGAGUGUUGUCGUCUGGAUUGCCAAAUCGACUUGCGAUGUUUCUGCCAGAGGCGACCAAACAUCCGCCUUCCAUGUGCAAAUACAUGACAACGCCAUUUCUCCCUACAGUGGCAGAGACGACGGUCGACUUUUCCAGCGUACUCCCGUGAGCUGGGAUUCUCUUGAUAAGGUAGUUCAGCAGGCAUUAAAUGAUGUGAGGUACGAGAAGACACAGGUACCGUUUAAUAACGUUGCCUUUCAGGCUUCCCUAGAUGCUGCUCAUGGAGCUUUCUUCUCGGAUGUGCCACUGGAGGCAACCGAUUGUACGGAAGGCAUCGCGUCAUCUGAAGUCACUCAUUAA